GUUGACACGGAAAUAGCAAGAAUGCAAAAAUGAGAAUCCUCGUUCAACUUUUACAUCACGUGACUGAAAUGUUCACUAGAAAACAGGAUGACGACUCUUAAAUACAAUGUUUUGCUACAUAGACUCUGACAUGCACAAGAGCUGAAUAUGGUAACUUAAUUUGUGCAGCUGUCUUCAAGAAUGCAUUUGGUAUGAAAGACCAAAAGAGAUAUCGAUAGAAAAGAGAAUUCUCCCUGAUGAAGGAAAUCAACAAGUGAAUCUGUAAAGCAGAGAAACCAGAGGAAAAAAAAAGAUGAGAUAUCUGCUGUGAAUGAUGUAUAGAUUAGCGUUACAGAAAUCUGUCACAGUGACAGGUAUUAGCCGUGCACGUCACAUUUCCCGUGUAACGUCAGACCGGGUCUGGAUCAAUGAUAUAGAAAAUCUCAUCUUGACAAGCAUAACAGGUAAAAAACUGCAUCAUCUGACAGACAUAUAUAGUGAUGUGGGUGUACACACUGUGACAAGAGACGGCGAAUUACUCUAUAUAGACAAAAGCGGUAAUAUCAACAAACUCUCUACCGAUAAUACAGUAAACAUACUAUUAAUAAAGUACACCGUACCAUGGAAACCACAGUGUGUCUACAGCUCCCUCUCCACUGGAGACCUGCUGGUCGGGAUGAGGAAUACUGAUUCAAAGACAGGCAAGGUAUUGCGGUAUAACUCCAAAGGAGAAAUCAUCCAGACCAUACAGUUUGACAACAGCACAGGUCAGGGACUGUAUAUGGAGCCUAUCUACAUCACAGAGAACCGCAAUGGUGAUGUUAUUGUGUCUGACUUGGACCGCGGUGUAGUAGUGACAGAUCAUGGUGUUAAACAUCUCUUCACCUACACAGGUUCUCCACCAAGAUCAGGACUAUCACCACUAGGAACCUGUACUGACGCGCUGUCACACAUCCUGGUGUGUGAUUUUAACACCGACAAUAUUCAAAUAUCAAAUCAGCACGGUCACUUUCUGUCAGAGAUAUCGACAUCAGAACUAAGGAUAUACAAACCAGAGAGCCUGAAUUAUGAUGAUAAAACCAACCUUCUGUGGGUAGGGUCAUUCAUUGACAACAAAGUGAAUAUAUACAGAGUGUUACACGGCGAUUCUAUGACCAUUGCCAUACCAAUGCAGAUUAUCCUAAGGGGAGACAAAUCAGUGAAAAAUUUCAUUGAGAAUUUAAAGAAAGGGAAGACAACCAUGUACCAUGCCUCUGGGAUGAUAAUAGGGUGUGCUGGUAGUGGGAAAACAACAUUGUUAGAGAGACUGAAGGGUAAUGACGUGGCCGAAAUUAAACAGAAGACCAAAUCAACGAGGGGAAUUGACAUACAUACUGACAUCUUUGAUGUGUCAGACACCAUUAAUGUAAACACAUCAGUUCAUAAACAGCACUUCAAGGCAACGUUUGAUGAAAUCAUUCAAAUUCAGAAUGUUCUUGAACACUCCCAGAAAGAAACUAAUGAACAAGAUAUUGAAAAACAAUUGGAGAACAAAAACCUUGUCAGUGAAAAAAUUAGUGUCAAACAAAUGUCAAAGGACAACCCGAACCCGAACCCGAACCCUGGCACUGAUUUAUCGAAAAAAGUCACACUGCCAGAAAAAUCAGCUGAAAAAAAUGAAGUUAGUCCGAAUGCUGAUAAAGAUUCUGUAUCAGAAUUUUUACGUAUUUCAAGUAGUGAUUCUGAUGAUCCUGAGAAAAGAAUCACUAUCCUGGAUUUUGCUGGACAGUGUGCAUAUUAUGCCACACACCAGGUUUUUAUGAGUCCGCGGGCAUUCUUUAUUUUGGUUCUCAAUAUGGAGAAAAAGUUUGAUGAUCAAGUCGGAGAAGACGUAUGUAGCCAGGCAGGCUCCGUUUUCAAAGACUGGACACACAGGGAUUAUCUUACAUUUUGGGUGAAGUCCAUUCAUCAGUACAGCAGUGAUAAAGCCCCUGUUCUAAUUAUAGCAACACAUGCCGAGGAAAAAACAGAAGAGGAGAAAACAGCAUUUUUCAGAGAGAUAUGGAAGACUUUAGAAACAAAGGACAAAUCUUUACAAAAACAUCUUAAUGCUAAAAGGCGAUUCACAGUUGGAUUUCAUGACAGUGACAAGAUUGAGAAAAUUAAGACUUCAAUUGUUGAAAUCGUUCAAGGAAUGGAUCACUGGGGGAAAGAACUGCCUCGCUCAUGGGCUUUGUUUGAAAACUUCUUCCGGGGAAAAAGUCGCAGAGGAUAAUAAAUAAAGAAACGCUUAAGGCUUUCAAUGAAGAAUUGCCUCAGGAAAUCAGGCUUCCAGAUGUUGACAUUGAUGUGAUGCUGCAGUUUUUCCACGACAUCAGGGAAAUUUUAAAUUUUAACCAAGAACCUCUCAACAAAAUAAUUGUUCUUGAUAUUCAGUGGUUUGCAGAUGCAUUUAAAAAUGUUAUAACUGAUAAAAAUCAUGCA
Messenger RNA from Saccostrea cuccullata (small rock oyster), 2442 nucleotides. RefSeq lists its product as uncharacterized. NCBI's taxonomy places the organism in Eukaryota, Metazoa, Mollusca, Bivalvia, Ostreida, Ostreidae. Gene Ontology annotation, biological process: proteasome-mediated ubiquitin-dependent protein catabolic process; protein polyubiquitination; negative regulation of translation. The transcript is spliced from 6 exons. Gene Ontology annotation, molecular function: ubiquitin protein ligase activity; translation repressor activity. The coding region runs from base 311 to 2233 and encodes 640 amino acids. The record is from RefSeq and is a predicted model, not a curated record.